Chara braunii is the source of this 2126-nucleotide messenger RNA. The record is from the annotation of a GenBank genome assembly. Lineage: Eukaryota; Viridiplantae; Streptophyta; Charophyceae; Charales; Characeae.
CGGGCGGACGGAUGCAGAAGGAAGCGGACGGAUCCGGAGAAAGUGCCGGGUGAGAACGAGGGAGGGGGAGAGAGACGGAGAUGGCGGGAGAGUCUGUUGUGCCUCCUCUCUUGUAGACCUGCAGCGUGCAAGGUAAUAUGCGCAUCGAACGGCCAAGGCGUCGAUCAAUCUCGUGCGUCGAUCGACCAAUCUGUCGAACCAUCUAGGGCCUCGAUCGAGCAAUCUGUUCAUCAAUCUAGGCCGUCGAUCGACCUAUGCCGUUGGUUCCAGCGAGCCAGGUUUGACUCGUUGAUCUUCCCACGCGACGUCUCUCACAGGACCGAUCGCCACGCUCACGUCGCUAACGCCACUAUGGGCCAACGUAAGUCCACGUCUCCUAGGAGGAAUCACAACGUCCCUCCAUCUCCAUCUCCAUCUCCAUCUCCAUCUCCAUCUCCAUCAUUGCCAUCGCCAUCAUCGCCAUCGCCAUCGCCUUGUCGAUCUGCUGCUGCCGCUUCUUUCCCUUAUACUACCAGUACCAGUAGCUCCUCGUUUAUCGGCUUGAAUGAGAUUUGUUUGAUUGCCAGCUUGUUGGUUAUGGCGAUGGUGCAGACGACAGCCCACGAAGGGUCUCAUGACGACGCUGUGCGGUUCGCUUGGGGGAAAUCGGAUUCGGCGGAGUUUCAGUACAUGCACGAGAUCCGACCGUCGGGAUCGAGGCUGUAUUAUUCGAACGGGACGCUGUCGGCCAAGUUCGGCCUGACGGCGCCGGCAGGAAGGUGGGUCGGGAUCGGGUGGUCGAACGACUGCAAGAUGCGCGGCUCAGAUGCCGUCAUAGCGGGAUUCGGGGAGGAGACGAUGAUGACUGCCACGUAUGCACUCAAGUCGGAGGCAACGCCGGAACCGGAUCCCAGCCUGAAUCGAACCAUUAACAAUGCCAAGGCGGUGGUGAACAAGAGCUUUGCGCUCCUGGAGGUCAAUCGGACGAUCGACGGGGGGAAAGUGCCGAUCAAUGGCACACACAUGUGCGUGAUCUGGGCGUAUGGCGGCGACCACAGCCCAAAGUACCAUGGGAGUAGUAACCGAGGAGCAAUUGUCAUUUGGGCGAACGGAACUCAAGCACUGCCAGAUGAAUUGUUAGACGAUAAAAGCGGAGCUAACGCCGCCACCACCGUCGGCAUGGCUUUGCUCGCUGCUCUCGCCGCCGCGUUGAAAUUAUCCUUGAGGCGCCUUUGGAGAUCAGAUCUGUUGCGUGUUCGGGUGUAGACUUUGUAGAGGUAAGCCUGCACAAGAGACGCUGGGACUCAGAAUGGAACAGGCAAUAUUCAUGUUUUUUUAUGAUUUCGUUUUAAAUUUACGUUUAAUGAAGAAAAAAAAAGACUAUUUUUGACGAUCAAGGAAUAACAAGAGUAAGUAGGAUGUGGUACUUUUUUUUUCUUUAUUUUUUUUUUUUACGUUUACGAAUGGGCGAAGCUCGGGCUCAUUUCUAAAUGACUAAAAAAGCGGGGGAACCUGGAUGCGAUACUUUUUUUCUUGUUUUUUUUUUUUUUUUUUGGAAGGAUACGACAAUGUUUUUUUUUUUUUUUAAGGAUACGACAAUGUUGUGGACAGCAGGAUGUUUUUGUAAAACAAAACAAAAAAAAAAAUGUUAGACCCGUUAGGGCGAACGGACUCUUACAGAGAAGAAGUGGCACUGGGGUAAAAUAAUACUGUGCCAUCUGUAAGGAGGGCGAUGAUAUUGGGCCUCGCUGUACUACUGACCAGAUGCACAGAAGACAAAAAAAAUGGCCGUGUAUCUUCCCAUGUUUUACCGGAAGAUUCAUUCUCAUUUUGCGCAUUGGGUGAGUUACUGUAGUUGCGCGAGGCCCGUCGUUAGCGACAGCACCCACAAUUGAAGGGAAACCCAUAUAGUGAUAUAAAGGGGUGAGCGAGAGAGUAUAAGGGGGUUGAGAGGAUAAGAAAGGUAGCAAGAUCUUGUGAAUGCGCAUGCGUAAUAGAGCGACUAUGUGAAUGCGCAUGCGUAAUAGAACGGGCUCAUGCAUGAGUGAGCAAUUGAAUAGCAGCACAAACAAGCCGAAGGACGAAGGGGUAGGAGGGAGAAAAGAGGGCGGCAUUGCCAAGGAGAAGAAUGAAAGAAGGGCCCAGAG